AUGGAGAUAACAUCGAGUACUCCAAUGACAUAUUCUGUUCAUGAGACGGGGGAUUGGCUAUGGAGUUACAUCAUUACAACCCGCAAGAACGCUGUCAACUCCGUCGGAUACGUCGAUAAGACGAUGCAAGGACCUCUUAACAUGACCGGCGUGUUGUCUCGACGAGAAGGUCUACAGAUACUCAACAAUGUUAGUGCCUUCCGUCGAUUCAACGAGGGAGACCAGAUUUUUGUAGUCGGAUCCGCAAUGUGGUUCCUUCCGAGUGCAGGUCUUGUGCUGCAAGACAACAACUGGACCGUCAUCUCGCCGUCACCGACAAAUCCUGAGUACAAAUGCGUGGUACGAAAUUGCUACAAGUUAGAAGCAACUCCCGUUUCAGCAGCCAAUACUCAAACCCAGAAGGCGACCCUCGACUUGGUCGGGAACCGCAUGCGAAUCAUCAUUCAGUCCAUGCAAGAUACUUUACUUGGUCACGAUGAACGCAGUUCUACGUACACCUGCUGA
Phytophthora nicotianae INRA-310 is the source of this 504-nucleotide messenger RNA. RefSeq lists its product as hypothetical. NCBI's taxonomy places the organism in Eukaryota, Oomycota, Peronosporomycetes, Peronosporales, Peronosporaceae. The record is from RefSeq and is a predicted model, not a curated record. Bases 1 to 504 code for a protein of 167 amino acids. The transcript is spliced from 2 exons.